AUGAGAAAAUGAAACUUAUUUUUUAAAUUCAUAACCCCUGAAUAAUUAUUUCUUGACAUUUAUGUCUCUGCUGUGAUCGAUAAACCUCAAAAUACAAACAUCUUUAUUUUUAUUUAUCUAAUGCUAUGGCAUUGAAAACAAAGAGACCAUGGCCCAUUAUCAAACAAAAGGCCUAGGGGGGAAUUUUCAGUACCGGUGUACUGUGACAGUGUGAGAUGUUUCCUGGUGUGUGAUUACCUUUUAGCGCAUGUGCAGUUUGAGGAGUCAGCUCACACCGUUAUGGAUACGGUGUGCAUUGACUCCCCGUCAUAGGAUUUUCCCUUAGAUUUUCUUACAGUCAAAUCGGUUUCUACAUUAUUAUCUCUACCAAUAUUUACAGUACUGUAUUAGUAUAUUACAUCAGGAGACAGUGUCGAGUUUCUAUUGUUUGUUUAUUUCGAUAAAAAGUAGAAAUACAAAUUGACUAAGGUGUGGAUUCACCAAUAAAGUGAGCCGUAGCACUUCACAUUGAUGGAAAAUACCUGAUGAUCAGAACAGUUCUAGGCUGUCCAGAGAAAUGGCACUCUUUUAGUUGUAACUACAAAAUGACCAGAUGAAUAAAGUGGACAAACAUUAGAGUUUACACAAUGUCAAGAAGAAAAUUAAAACGUAAAGAAUUAGAGAGUUUCCUGCAAGAUGUUGAUGUGUUUGAGAAACCUAAAGUUUUACUUGAACAAUAUCCAACUACACCACAUAUAGCAGCUUGUAUGUUACAUACUAUAGAUACACAAUACAAUCAAUUAGAAGAUAAAGCUGUAGUUGAUUUAGGUGUAGGUUGUGGUGUAUUGAGCAUUGGUGCUGCCAUGUUAGGAUGUGGAUCAGUUACAGGAUUUGACAUUGAUGAGGAUGCAUUGGUCACAUGUGCACAGAAUAUAGAGGAGUUUGAAAUUGAAAAUAUGGACCUAAUUCAAAUUGAUAUUUCCUCACUUCUCCCAAAUUGUGGAGAAUUUUAUAAAAAGUUUGAUGUUGCUAUAAUGAAUCCACCAUUUGGAACUAAACAUAAUACAGGUAUUGAUGUCAAGUUUUUGCAAGUUGGUUUAUCUCUAACUACAGAAGCUGUUUAUUCUCUUCAUAAAACAUCAACCAGAGAGUUUUUGAAAAAGAAAGCUGAAGAAUGGAAUGCAGAGUUUGAAGUGAUAGCAGAACUCCGAUUUAAUCUAGCAAAAACACUCAAAUUUCACAAAAAAGAAACUGUUGAUAUUGAAGUUGACUUUAUCAAAUUAUCACAUAAAGAAACCAAAUCCUGAUACUGGAUAAAUUUUUAUGUUGUGUACGUGUCGAAAUUUAACAGUAUUGGGAGAUAAAAAUACAGAGAUCUAACCAUUUGUGACUAUAAUUCAUUGAACAAUGCAUUCAAUUAUUUAAAGAUUUAUUAUAGGGAAAUAAAGACUGAAUCGGAUCUCCUUGUGUCAUCACAUACUGCAUAUCAAUACAUCACCCACCUUUAAUGAAUGCUGUACCCGUUACUGGUGAAGGUUACUAUAAAUACUACUUCACAUGUUGUAAAUGAUGUUUGAUAUACAUUUUAGUGCAAAAAUAGAAACUUGAGUUAUUGAAUUUCACCUAGAUAUUGACUGUUAAACAACCCAACAGAACAAGUUACAUUUAGUUCAGUGGUUGACAUAGAUUUAUUAUGUGUGAAAUGGAACUUAAAUGGCACCAUUAAAACUGUUCCAUAAAUUCUGACAUAUGAUUAAACCCCAAUAUCAUGAUAACAGAAGGAUUAACCCAGAAUAUGAGGCGUUAUUUUCCAUUAUGAUUACGUCUGGACAAUCCUAAUCCACAUGUCAUGAGGUCUACUUGUAGACAUAUCAAUUUACAGUACAAGACAUGGAAUAGCUGGAUUAAAUGUUAAUUUUCAGUUACACUACUUCGGCUUUGCUUUGAAGGAAAAUGAAGGCUAUUUUUUGCACUUAUUGGUUACAGCAGUCAAAUCACGUAUGCACAACAGAAUAAGUUAUUAUGCUUCUCUAAAAUCAUCUCUGCCUGUCUUUCACAAUGUAGGAAGGCACAUUAGAUGAGUCGGAUUUGUCAAACCCUUUCAAAUGUCAGGAUUCAGAGAAGAAGCAAUAUCCUCAAAAGGAAAGCAUUAUAUAAUUGCUAAUUAAGUAAAUAAAAUAAAACUAAUAGUAAUAAUGA
Messenger RNA from Patella vulgata (common limpet), 2178 nucleotides. Its product is annotated as rRNA N6-adenosine-methyltransferase METTL5. The transcript is spliced from 6 exons. Gene Ontology annotation, biological process: rRNA methylation. The coding region runs from base 627 to 1286 and encodes 219 amino acids. NCBI's taxonomy places the organism in Eukaryota, Metazoa, Mollusca, Gastropoda, Patellidae. Gene Ontology annotation, molecular function: rRNA (adenine-N6-)-methyltransferase activity; nucleic acid binding. The record is from RefSeq and is a predicted model, not a curated record.